Molecule: messenger RNA, 228 nt
Organism: Funneliformis caledonium
Lineage: Eukaryota; Fungi; Glomeromycota; Glomeromycetes; Glomerales; Glomeraceae
Source: the annotation of a GenBank genome assembly
AUGACAUUGUCAGAGGAAGUCCUAACUCAAUUAGUAUAUCGAGAAUAUUGGGAGAAGCCGUACUCUGAAUGGGAGGAUGUGAAAACGUGGGAUCACUUAUUUAUUAUAAAAGAUAAUCGAGACGCGACGGAUCAAUUGUCCCAUGAUGCAUUGGGUAAAGAAUUAAAGAUCUUAAUUAAGAAUCUUAAACCAGAAACUAGAGAAAUCGAAAAGGCACGAGCAAUAUAA